Daldinia vernicosa is the source of this 3591-nucleotide messenger RNA. RefSeq lists its product as uncharacterized. NCBI's taxonomy places the organism in Eukaryota, Fungi, Ascomycota, Sordariomycetes, Xylariales, Hypoxylaceae. Gene Ontology annotation, biological process: DNA replication; DNA replication initiation. The record is from RefSeq and is a predicted model, not a curated record. The coding region runs from base 551 to 3190 and encodes 879 amino acids. Gene Ontology annotation, molecular function: DNA replication origin binding; single-stranded DNA binding. Gene Ontology annotation, cellular component: nucleus; replication fork protection complex. The transcript has a single exon.
GGCUACCCGUGUAACUGCACUUUAAGUCCCGACACUUAUCGAUAUUCAAGUACAUCCAUACUUUCAUGUAUUUUGUAUUCUUGUAAUACCUCUGAACCAUUUGCGAGACAACGUUUAACUUUAACUAUACAAUUCUCAGUUUUACUUUUACACGCAAUUAUCCAAACUCAACUUUAACGGAUGUAUUGAUUCUGCGGCGGUGUAGAAUACACUCUUGUUAGUUCAACCUAACUACGCACAACCAAACACUUUGCUUUGACCCUGGACGGUUUGCCACGCAUCUGUUCUAUAUUUGUUAGUUGAUAUAAGACUAGAGCCAGUAAAGGCGACGGACCCCUGCAGGUUUCGAAGUGGAGGGGACAUACCAGCAUACCCAAGGUCCUAACCAUAACUUCAUAACUUCUGUUGCUACAGUACUGGGCAAACACGGGUGGAUGGAAAACAGCGAAUGCGAAUGAUGAUUACGAUACUUACCUCUUAUAUACUCUAAUGGCGUCGACGUUAUCGCUCUACUUUACUCUAACAACGACGUCAAACUGUAUAUCACAAAAUGGCAGGACCCGGUAUAGAGUCCGAGACUCAAUGGCCCCCGCGAUCUCCACACGACGUUCUCCUUAGCACACCUAAGGGACGCGAAAAGCUACGUCGCAUGGCCGAGCGAUCCUCACCCUCGCCGUCUCCGAGUAAGAUACAUCGACGGGUACCCGCGCUGUCUGCCCGGACCGGAAAUUCUUUUCGCGGCGGCGCACAAGACGCUGGAAUGGAUAUAGAUGAGAAUGAAGACGAUGACGAUGAUGAGGACGAGGAGAUGCUGCAAUUGAAGCUGCAAGCAAUCCAGGCGAAACUCAAACUAAAGAAAUUACAAAGCGCCAAAGCAAAGAAGACCCUUGGAGAGAGUACUACGACACGGCCUGAAUCUAUGUCUAUACCGGACGUUCCAAUUACUAGCAGAGCCCGCUCUCGAGCAGACUCGUUACGUUCAGGCCUACCGACACGGCCACAGUCGCAAAUGGAAGUGCAAGUUCCAGCAUCUCCGGUGAGGAGGACGCAAACGGCGCAAGGCGACAGCUCCCCUAGCAGGGUACGUCUUGGUAUAGACAAGGGAAUCAAAGCGAAAGACAUAUCGCUGAAAAGAGCUCCAAGCUUUAAGAGGACUACUGAGAACCAAAAUGGGAAUGGGACCCAAGGAGGUUAUCUUCGAAGAGCGCACACGCCCGCUCCUGGUGGUGCUGAGCAACAGACGAAACAGGAACGGCCCAUGACUUUUAGUGAGAGACUAGCCGCGGCUAGGUCGGAAGAGUCAACUCGGCUAGAGAGGCAGGAAAGGGUGAGGCAGGCAAGGAGUAACGCCUUUGAGCUAGGCAGACAGGAAAUGGAGCAGUUAAAAAGCACUGCCAAGGAUAUACCCGACAUCCCCUUACAGCCCGAACAGUACAGCCGCGAACAAGUCAUGGCCGGUGCUCGGACUAAACGUAGUGAUACCGUCUCUAGCCUAAGACGGCCUACGCUUGAUGAGAAUCGCCCUGGGACCAGCUCAGGGAGGACAGUAGAACCUCAGGCACCUCCUGAAGAAGUACCGGAAGAGGAAGCUUCUGCAUUUGAGCCAUAUUCAAGUGUCCACCUCUCGAAGCGAGUAAUACCACAUACGACUCUUACACGGAAUCUGUCAGGCAAGAAGACGUACGUGAUAAAAGAUCUAUUAAAACACGUCAAGGCGCCAGAUUUUCAGCUCCCGGAGAUCGAGCAGGACAUAGUAGUCUUCGGUAUCCUAGCGUCAAAGUCCGACCCUCGUUCGCAUAAGACUUCAAACAACAACUUAAAAGAAAAAGUAGAGUCUGACCCGACGAGGGGAAAGUACAUGGUCCUACAGCUUGUCGAUUUACAAUGGGAACUCGAGCUCUUUCUUUUCAACUCUGGCUUUGAUCGAUAUUGGAAAUUAGUUCCAGGUACACUUCUAGCUAUCUUGAAUCCAAAUGUCAUGCCGCCGCCUCCAGGCCGGACCGACACAGGGCGCUUCAGUCUAGUGAUCAACAGUGGCGAGGAUACCAUUCUAGAGAUAGGUACGGCACGAGACCUUGGGUUCUGCAAGAGUAUAAAAAAGGAUGGGGAGCAUUGUAAUAGUUGGGUUAACCGCAAGCGCACCGAGUUCUGCGAGUUCCAUAUGAACAUGGGGCUGGCCAAGCACCGACAGGCCCGACAAGACGUAAAUGCGUUCAACACCGGACUCGGCCCAAGGAAAGACGACGGAGAGGGUAGGAGAUACAAGAAAUCGUACCGCCUUAACGACUGGGAGCAGCACGCCAAUGACCCUAAGACAAAGAGCAGGGGUAACUUCGACAGAAGCACGCAAAGUCAGUGGUUCAUCUCCAAGCCUAGCGCUGCCAGUAUGCUCGACAACGAGAUACUAGGCGGGAAGAUCGCCGACCGCACCGAGCGCAGCGAAGCCCUAAAGAGACGCCUUGCGACCCAGGAGAAGGAGCGCGAUAUCAUGAAACAGCUAGGCAAGGUCGGGUCUGGUGCGGGCAAAGAGUACAUGAAAAGGGGUGGUGGUGGUAGCAGCACCCAACGCUCGGUUUCGAGCUCUAGCCUACUAUUCGCAACCUCGUCGUCACAAGCCGCUGGGAACGAGCCCAGGCAAGAUCUCGACGCUAGAUCCCUCGGCCUAGUCCGUGAAAAGGGCCAGGAACCUAAGAUGCACCUCAGCCCUAUAAAGCGCAAGCGCAGCGAGGGCGUGCGGCCAUCCUCCAGCUCUGCGGCACUCGCUAGUAGUAGCAAGCCUGCGCUCGGCUGGGGCGGCAACCUAAAGGAGAAACUAACUCGCAUGAGAGACGGUGAGAAAUUACGGCCCGCGAUAAACCUGAAUUCAAGUAGCGACGGGAUUGGUAAUGCGGAUAACGACGGUAGUAGCGUUAGCGCCGGCGCCGCCAGCAGCUCUGCCUCUAGAUCCCCGGCUCGCAAGAAGACGCGCUUCGUCACGGAAAAAGGCAUCCGCGAGGCGGGGCGCGAGAGUCUCGGCGCGGAGCUGGCCCCGGGCGCGGGGGUGGUGGAAGGCGUGUUUAAUACCCGUGCUGCUACUCCCGGCGUCGAUAGGAGUAGUAGAGAUAUCAGCAGUAGGAGUAGCAGGGCGAGACCAAGGCAGAUGGUCAUUCUGGAUGAGGACGAUGACGACGAGUUGGAGAUUCUCCGGUAGCGGGAGGAGAAGGGGGAAACAAACAAAUAUUAGUAUCAGUAUGGAAAGUGAAGAAAGCAAAGAAAGCAAAACGAGAGACGAGACAUACCAUACCUAAACUUCGUCCUCUUUCUACAUCUGGCACGAUAGCAUAGCAUCGACAAACAAACUACGCGAGCAGAAUUGUUGAUCUCUGCGAAAGACGGCGCGUAUGGACGGGUACUACUAAGUGGACAGGAUAAACUAGGAUACGGAUGCAUUGGAUCGAAUUGAAUCGGAUGAUGGUUAUUGUAGGUAGCGCAGGGCGAAUCGGAGCGGACAAGCUGUUCAUUUUGGACCCUGACCCUAGGUACCAAGAAGAGACUCGGCUGGGUUGAUUCGAUUAAAUCGUAUAUAUUUGUUAUGUCAUGUGUAUUAUUCCC